GCGAUACUGAUUCUGCAAUUACUUUGACUAGAGAUUAACUGGAAUUAUUAUUUUAUGUUUGCAGAACUCUGAUUGCGGGUCAAGGUCACUGGUGGGUCAAGGUCACUGGUGGGUCAAGGUCAGGGUGCAAGACAAUAUGACAAUGAUGGGGUUAAGACAUAGAAGUCUGAGUUUGAUUCGUCCAAGCUUUUGUUACUCUGUACAUGUAAAUGCCUUUCGUACUGAAACAGUCAAACAUAAUUCAGAUUCUGACAGUGAAAAGAAAAUGUGGAAAUGGAAAACAGUCCAGGAAAUACAGUCAUAUAAAUCUGCUAUGAAUGCAUUACAUGGUAAAAAACUCCCACCCCAUAAAGUAAGAAAAUACAAAAAGUUACUUGAUGAAAAAAUGAAAAAGGCUGAUGAUGAUAACGCAACAAAGAGAGAAUAUUCUUCCAUAAGCGCAGAUAACACCAUUGAUCCUAGUUUGUCUCAACAGCCAGCAACAGACGACAGGCCUUCCUUGGAGGAUGCUCCCAUUGGUGAUUCUGGAAAUAAUAACAGUGAUAUCAAUUUCACCAAUUGGAUUAACUUGAUAAAGUUCUACCCACUUGUAAAUGAAUCCACCGCACCUGAGGAAACACUACCAUAUAAGGAAAUACAUCAUAAACUUCCGAGUGUCAGUAAGAUUAUCAAUGACACAAUGUCGGCCCAAAGUCGAUAUAAUCUCAAACAGUGGGAGAAAAAAAUGAUCGCUCAGUUAGGAGAGGAAGGAUUUAAGGAGUAUAAAAGUACAAUUUUUAGAAAUGGUCAUAAUUUUCAUAGCUCUAUCGAAAGUCUGAUGAAUGGCACUCCAGAAUCUGAUAUAGAAGUUCUCGAAGCAAACCAAGGACAUUGGGAAAGCCUGCGUCAUGUUUUUCCAAAUAUCGAUGAUGUCGUUAAGACGGAAUGCCAUGUGACACAUCCUAUUCUUCAAUACCAUGGGAUUUUUGACUGUGUUGCCAAGUAUAAGGGAACUCUUUGUUUAAUCGAUUGGAAAACAUCUAAGAAAGCAAAACCUCAGUUACGUGAUACAUUUGAUAAUCCGCUCCAGAUUGUAGCGUAUGUUGGAGCAGUGAACUUUGACCCUAAUUAUCUCAUUAAUAUUCAUGAGGGUUUAUUGGUGGUAGCUAAUGAAGAUGGGAAACCAGCAAAUGUUCACCAGAUGUCUCUGAAGGUCUGCCAUGACUACUGGAAUGAGUGGAUAAAACGACUGAAGAAAUUUUAUGCCUUAGAUAAAUGAACCAAACUGCUCAUUUUUGACUGUUUCUGAAUAUUAUAAGUGUUAACAAAAUGAUAUAUACAUCUUUUAUUGACUGUUUGAUGUUAUCGCAAUAAUAAGCUCCACAAUGAAACAAGGGUCCAAUGUAAUAUUCACCUAGCUUACGCCAGAAAACAAAACUUGUAAAAUUACACUGAUUUUCAAAUAGCAUGCUCAUUUGUUAUUUUAUGUUUAAAUAAUGCCAAUGUAGUCUUGCCUCACAACCCCCAAAUACUUCAACUAUAGGUCCGUUUUAAAUAAGGGGGGGGGGGUUGUCCUGGGUCUUGAGACAAGACUAAUACCAAUGCAUCUUAAUUACAAUUAAAAAUGUUCGGAAACUUUUAUUCAGACACCCAAGACAUUAUAUGUGAAAACCUGGUAAACAAUUCUCACUGUAAUUGGCAUUUUUGUAUUGGUAUCAGCAUCUGUAACACAUGAUCAUACUUUUGUUAUGGCAGCCAGGUGGUUCUUUUCCUAUUUAAUUGUACAUUGACAGCACCCAGUAUAUGAAUUCAUUGUGGAAUCCUAUCCUGGCUUUUACCAGAUGGUUUUCAUACUGUUGUUUAAGGAUUUAAGCCUUGGACUCAGUGCAUUGUGUGCUGAACCAUUCCACAAAAAUGUUGUUUCCAAAUCUUUGCAUGAUCCCGCAGCGGAAUGCAAAGUUUAGGAAACAACAUCUGAGUGGAAUGAAGCAGCCACAAUGCAUUGAGUCUUGGGCUUAAAUUCUUUUCACACAUUGCAAAAUAUUUUCUAUAAAAUUGGCUAAAAGAUACAAAAUACCUAAAAGAACAUAUUUUUGAUGAAACCUUUUGCAACGGUCAAGUAAUGGAGAACUCAAUUUCAAUCUCAAUCGCUUAGCAACUGUACACAACAAAUACGUUAUUGAUAUUUCACACACUGUUCAUUAUGUGAAUACUCUGUUCGGAUUGGCUGGAAUUGGACACACCUUGCUUAGCUAUGUGUGAAAGAGUAUUUGAUUGUAAGAAAGUGAAAUAAAAUCUCAUACAAUAACUGAAAUUAACAUUUGUGUCAUUUUUGUCAUUCUUUCCUUUUAUUGCAGAAAUGGUGGCAUA
Molecule: messenger RNA, 2349 nt
Organism: Owenia fusiformis
Lineage: Eukaryota; Metazoa; Annelida; Polychaeta; Sabellida; Oweniidae
Source: the annotation of a GenBank genome assembly